GUGCUUUUCUUCCUGCACGUGGAAGGAGACAUCACUAUAUCUACGGAAAAUAGCUUCGAGAAUACUGCUCACUGUGAGAUGACCCGGGAUGAGGACGAUGAGCGGUGUGGCGCCAUUUGUUACCCGAUUGUGAAGCCGUUACUCCGGUACGCUGCCCUAUGCCAGGGGAAGGAUGCAUCCAUCAACGAACUGAAGGACGAAAUCCGAGAGAAAGAUGUUUACAUCGCCCAAUUGGAAAACAAGAUUGAGCUAGCCAAGUCAAUGGAAAUUCAGGCAAUUAAACAGCUGGAGUUUCUCAAAGAACAGACGAAUGCCAGGCAAAAGAGCUCGGAUCAACAGUUGAAGGACAAGGAGACUAUAUUGCAUCUGAAGGAAAUCGAAAUUUUGAAAAUGGAGAAAGAAAUUAAGGAUCAGGCUCAACUGCAAUCGAAGAAUAAUUCCCUCAGAGAACUGGAGGAUCAAGCGAAUUCCCUUAAACGAACCGAGGAAAAGCCGAAAAACAUCUCGGAGGCAAAUAGUUGUCUCUCAUUCAACGAUUCCACUGAUAUCCAUUCCAUAGUGUUGCCCGGAAUAGGACCAUUCCUUGUGCCUUGUAAUUCGAGUGUUUCUGGAUCUGGCUGGACUGUAAUCCAGAGACUAGUCAACUGCCAUGAGAACUUUAAUCGGACUUGGAUCGACUACAAAAUAGGGUUCGGAGACCUGCGGGAGAACUUCUUCCUGGGACUGGAAAAAAUCCAUCUAAUGACCUUGGCCCAGCCUCACGAGUUGUACAUCCAACUCCAAAAUGUUUAUGGAGCAACCAGCUAUGCUCUCUACGAUAAUUUCAUUGUAGGCAGCGAAGAGGAAGGCUACAAACUGAAAUCGCUGGGAGAAUGUUCAGGAACAGCCGGAGAUUCACUAACUGAAUAUCAUCUGAACAUGAAAUUUUCCACAUUGGACCGCGACAAUGACAGAGAUGAGAUACGUAAUUGCGCAAAGAUUCUGGGAGGUGGAUGGUGGUUUUCUUUAAAUUGCGGACAAAGUUUCCUCAAUGGAAAAUAUUAUAAAUGUGACGACGGAAAACAUGGCGGCGUUGCUUGGGCCACUUGGCAGAACUAUGAAUUCACGACCGGGCUUACAUUUACUCAAAUGAUGAUAAGGCCCAAAACAUAGAAAUUUGAUUUGAUACACGCACCAGGACUUUGAAGAAGUUGAACAAAAACUUCAGUUAUUCAUAGCUGUAAGUGUAUAUUUCUCUUAAACAGUAUUCUUACAUGUAUUUAAGUCUGUAUCUGUAUGGUAGAUUUGUAGAUAUGUAGAUUUAUCG
This is a messenger RNA of Drosophila persimilis, 1306 nucleotides long. RefSeq names its product ficolin-1. The transcript has 4 exons. The record is from RefSeq and is a predicted model, not a curated record. Bases 79 to 1152 code for a protein of 357 amino acids. NCBI's taxonomy places the organism in Eukaryota, Metazoa, Arthropoda, Insecta, Diptera, Drosophilidae.